Molecule: messenger RNA, 4315 nt
Organism: Anguilla anguilla (European eel)
Lineage: Eukaryota; Metazoa; Chordata; Actinopteri; Anguilliformes; Anguillidae
Product: ankyrin repeat and SOCS box protein 13-like
Exons: 6
Coding region: 619-1467 (282 amino acids)
Biological process (GO): intracellular signal transduction; protein ubiquitination; positive regulation of protein catabolic process
Molecular function (GO): protein binding
Source: RefSeq, a predicted model, not a curated record
AGCAGGCCUAAUAACUUGGCAUUCCUGAAUAUUUUAAGCCCCUACCCAACCAUGCAAUUAAAUAAUCGGACAUGAACAGAAUAUGGAGAAUUGUUACUGUAUGUAAUAUACUGCAGAUAGACAAAAUUGUAGACCUAAGGCUAAGCUACUCUAUCCUAAUUUCAGUGUGUCCCAUAUCAAACGCUUACCGCAGUUUAUUUAAGUUGUAGCAAAUGAACAAGCGAUCACCUUGGUACAAGAUGGCCUUCCUCACAUGAAAAUGAAACCGCGCAAUACUGGAAAUAAUGGAUAAAUUAAGGGCUUUUUUAAACGUACAUUUUCAAUUUACGAAACGCAUUAGAAUUUGCAACACUUCAUCGUUAAAACUCUAUUGCAUAUGACUUUGUCAGGGCAAGGAUCUGAAAAGCACGAGCAAGAACAGAACGCUGAACUGCAUAUCCCAUAAUCGUCUCCUGUCUGUAAACACGUCGGCCACGUGACUGCAGGACUGUUCUGAUUAGAGUGGUGGGCCGGGAGCUAACGGGAUAUGUAUUUUUGUUUCUCAAGCUGUCGGUUUUGUUUAUAAUACCUUAAUUAUAGUCGAUGAAGCGAAUACAAAGGCUUUAGUGUUUUGUUGACAUGGAUAUUACCCACGCUAGACCGUCACUGUUUGGAGACAUCGCUCAUGGCCUGGGAUUUUGGACGGACCGCUCCGAGGUCCACGAGGCUGCCUCGCAAGGCCGCGCCCUGGAGCUGCAGCAGCUGAUUGAGAGAGGAGCGUCCGUUAACAUAGUGGCGGUGGACUCCAUCACACCCCUCCACGAGGCCUGCAUACAGGGGCAGACACAGUGUGUCAGACUGCUGCUGGAUGCUGGUGCACAGGUAGACGCGCGGAACAUCGACAGCAGCACGCCCCUAUGCGACGCCUGUGCCGCGGGGAGCCUGGACUGCGUCAGGCUGCUGCUGGAGCACGGAGCCACGGUCAACCCCCCCCUCUUCACCUUCUCGCCCCUGCACGAGGCCUGCAUGGGCGGUAACGCGGACUGCGUGCGCCUCAUGGUCGCCAAGGGCGCCCAGAUGGAGGCGCACGACUGUCACUUCGGGACCCCGCUGCACGUGGCGUGCGCCAGGCAACACCUGGACUGCGCCAAGGUGCUGCUCAACGCAGGUGCCAACGUGAACGCCGCCAAGCUGCACGAGACGGCGCUGCACCACGCGGCCAAGGUGAAGAACGUGGAUCUGAUCGAGAUGCUCGUGGAGUUCGGGGGGAACGUGUACGCCAGGGACAACCUGGGCAAGAAGCCCGUCGACUACACCAGGCCGGGGUCCCCCCCGAACCUCUGCUUAGAGUUUUACGAAGGUACGCCCCUGAGUCUGCAGCACCUGAGCAGGCUCACGCUGAGGACUGUGCUAGGUAAAAGAGCCCUGGAGGUCGUGUCCAAGCUAACAUUACCCAACCGGAUCAUCAACUACCUCUCCUACUACUGACAAACGUGUCCUUUACUUGCUUAUCCCAUUUACAAUGACGGAUCAAGGAGGGGAAUCGGACGCGAAGGAGGGGACAGCCUGUCACCUGCUGGGAUUGAUUAGCAGGUAGCGGAUCGAGCUACGACUUGACCUGGAUAUUGGAGUUGUCACUCCUGUUCUUUGUAAAUUGGUGUGAUGUUGGCUCCAAAGGCUUGAGGGAUUCAGCCAGCUAACCAUCUCACCUAAAACUCGGGCCUGAGUGGACAUCACAGCAUCCCCAUCAAUGCACCACAGGACAGGCUUAGCUCUGUUUUUUUUCAACUUUGUUUUGAGGGAUGAAUAGCCCCUUUGGACCCAACAGCACCACAUUUGACAGCGACCUUGUUUACUAAGAAUACCCUUUUGCACACCAGCCACUUGUUGGAGGACUAAUACAAGAAGAUCAUUCCGCAGCAUUCAGAAGCUGCUGACCCAAGAAAUCAUUCCAUUCUGGAUCAUAAUCCUAACAAACUCCCAUUGUUCGGCCGGCCCAAUGACACCAUAAAUACCACCAAUCAAAGACACCUCUACACCUGCUACUGUUUCCUCAACCACACCUGAAUCCCUGGAGUUGCAGGCCCAGGUCCCUGACCAUUAUGAUACCUGCUUAGCAAUGUGCUCAGCCCUAAUUACACACUGCUCUUCUGAUUGUGCAGUAGGUCAGUGGUUGUGGUUGGCCUUGCGCUGGAUGUGGGAGAUAUGCUGUUCCCCCCCUGCCAGUGCUGCUCUAAUGGAGUGGAACUCCUGGCCAUAGAGGACGAUUGGCUGCAAGGCACACAGUUACUUUUUUUUUCUGUGUGAAAUAUCUCAUUCCUGUACUCUCUAGACUGAAGCGGGCCAUGUGUUUAGAACGGUUCCCUUAAGCCUGUCCUGCAUGCAAGCAGCACACUUGGGAGUGUCGAAGUGUCCCUGAGCAAGACACCUAACCUCUAAUUGCUCCCAACGAGCUGAACGAUACCUUGCAUGGCAGCUUUUCACCAUUUGUGUGUGAGUGUAUAGGUGAAUGAGAGGCAUCAAUUAUAAAGUGCUUUGGAUAAAAGCGCUAUAUAAAUGCAGUCCAUUUACCAUUUACACUUUUUUUUAAAAGCUUGGUUACAUCUCUAUCAGUGUUGCUGUGCUGUGAAGCUCUUUAAACAGCACAUGACACACAUACGUACAUAUCGAUAUCAUUUUGGUGAAACAUUCCUGCUGUACUCACUGAUAUACUAAAACAACAGUAUUUAUGGACAGAAUUAAUUACUUGUCCAUUGAACGUUAUGCAGUAAAAUAGUGUACCUGGGACAUUCUGAAAUGGAAGAUUCAGACUGUAUGGAUCUGUGUACUCUGUUGUACCUAACUAAAAAAUGCCUAUAGAGACAUUUUGCAGGCAAGUAACCAGACCAAUCAUUUAUCCACUUGGUCUGGUACUUUCCUGCAAAACAUCUCUGUAGGUCUUUUUCAUUGAGGUACAAUAGAAUACACAGAUAGACACUGAAGAUGCAUUCCAGUCGACCAGUUUUUUUUAAACCUUGUUUUUAGAACAUGAACAAUUGGAACAUGCACAUUGUUCAAACUUGUUUCAACAAUGUAGAAAGAAGCCAGGUAGUGCAAAGGGGUCAUUUGGCACCAGCAAAUUUGUUACCAUGCCAAGAGGGACUCGCAACAUACUCUAGCCAUCUAGAAUACAAUGAAUUGGUGGAUGUCUCUUUAAUCAUUCUGUGGUAAAACUCUGGAUAUUCUUCCUAUCUUGGACUCCAUCUGCAGAGAGACAAGGAAACAUUUGAAAUUUGUCAUUUUACCUUUUCUGUGAAGCUACUGAAACUUAAAAAAUACAAAAGUUUUUUCUGUUAGCCCACCACUAGGUGGCGCCUAGAAUCUUUUUCAAAAGUUUGCACAGAAAUGGCCUGGAGGAAGAGGUAGCAUUAUUAUCUUCUCUAUAUACUCAGAGAAAUACAGCCUGGACCCAGAUCUCAUUUGGUCUGUAAUGAGAGUUUGAUUAAUAUAAAACCACCAAGCUAACGUAAGAUAUGCAGUAGUCUGUCCUAGUGCAUGUUCCGAACUCUGGAUAUUUUUUUAUCCAGCAAAAGAUAAAGACGGAUUCCUGAUGUGGGUCUGGCUUAUUGGUCAUAGGUGUAAUUCUCUGAACUUAUUAAGGAGAGUGAGGGCAAGACCCAAACUCCUAAUGGUGCUGGGCAGUGGCUUACAGAAUGAGAUGAUGCUUGUAAACUGUAAAUGUGUCAUCCUUCCAUGUCAUCUUGACUGACGCAGGCAGUGAUGGUUGAGAAAUGCAGUAUCUACUAUGCUAAUAUCUCAUUCAUGUGGUCACAUUACCAUAAGUACUAGGACGAUGUGCACUGGAUUCUUAGGUUCAGUAUUGCUGUACCGCAGUGCUGGUUUAGUAAUUAACUGCUGCCGAUACAAACGGAUACCGCCAUUGAAAAUGGCAAAAUAAACAUGUGAUGUUUGUUCUUUGCACAGUGAGUGUGGAUGAAUCUUGAGAAAAAAAGUAAUGCAUUCCAUACCUGAAGUUCUGAAGUUCAAAAGCCACUCCACCUUAAUAUUAGUCAUUGUGACUUUAGGAAACACAGAGCUGCUACCUGGCAGCCAACACACAAGAAUCUAAGGAAUUGUUGGAUGCACCCAUGAAUAGCACCAUGAUCCUCUCCAGAUGUACCCCGUAGUUUGAGCUCCAUUUUAAACAGGCAAAACAAACUGUAUGUUUUGGUUUCCUGAAAGCUUUUAGAAAUGGAAAACUACCAUGGCACUGUUUGCUUUUGUUUUUUCCACUGGUGUCCAUUCACUUCUGCAAAGGUCUGAACGUUAAAACUUACAGCUCACUUAAAAUCUUUAA